Messenger RNA from Anolis carolinensis (green anole), 10467 nucleotides. RefSeq names its product mitogen-activated protein kinase kinase kinase 9 (gene map3k9). The transcript is spliced from 12 exons. The record is from RefSeq and is a predicted model, not a curated record. Gene Ontology annotation, cellular component: cytoplasm. Bases 392 to 3679 code for a protein of 1095 amino acids. Lineage: Eukaryota; Metazoa; Chordata; Lepidosauria; Squamata; Anolidae. Gene Ontology annotation, molecular function: ATP binding; protein binding; MAP kinase kinase kinase activity. Gene Ontology annotation, biological process: signal transduction; protein phosphorylation.
AGGCACUCAGCGGGAGGGUGGGACUUCAGGGACGCCCCUCCUUUCGGGAGCAUGUGGACUUUCAAUCAGGUAAGGGAGGAGUUUGACGGAAGGCCACAAGAGCGAAUAGAAACAAAGACCUUGAAGAAGGAAGGCAGGGUUUGAGGCGAACGCCCCGCCCCCUUCGCAUCUUGCCGGUCAGUCAGGUGGCUCAAGGAUGCGCGGUUAGAGUCGGGCGAUGGAGCAGCGAAGGCGCGGUUGCCGGGCGGACGAGUUUUGGACCCGCUCGGCUCCCGUUCUCGGCGGCCUCUCAGGGACAACACCGCCGCUGCACCUGGAAUGAGGAGCACGGGAGGCUGAUGGAGGAGCCCUUCCCCGUCCGCCCCUCUCCUCCUCCUUUCCUCCUCCCCUCAUGGAGCCGCCCGCAGCCUGCAGCCCGCGCCGGGCGGAAGCCGAGGACGACGACGAAGAGGCGGCGGCGGCGGCGGCAGGGCCGGGCCUCUGGACGGCAGUCUUCGAGUACGAGGCGUGCGGCGAGGACGAGCUGAGCCUGCGGCCGGGCGACGUGGUGCGGGUGCUCUCCCAGGACUCGCAGGUGUCCGGCGACGAGGGAUGGUGGACCGGGCAGAUCGACCAGCGCGUCGGCAUCUUCCCCAGCAACUACGUGACCACCAGCAGCGGGAGCCGGGGCAGCGCCGCCGAGCUCCGGGCCCACUAUCCGCAGGCGCCGGCCAUCCAGCUGCUGGAGAUUGACUUCUCAGAGCUUUUUCUGGAGGAAAUCAUUGGCAUAGGAGGCUUUGGGAAAGUAUAUCGUGCAAUUUGGCUUGGAGAUGAAGUUGCUGUCAAGGCAGCACGCUAUGAUCCAGAUGAAGAUAUCAGUGAGGCAAUAGAGAAUGUUCGUCAAGAAGCCAAACUGUUUGCAAUGCUAAAACAUCCCAACAUAAUUGCUUUGAAAGGUGUAUGUCUAAAGGAACCUAACCUUUGCUUAAUCAUGGAGUUUGCUCGUGGAGGGUCACUAAACAGAGUACUGUCUGGUAAAAGGAUACCACCAGACAUACUGGUCAACUGGGCCGUCCAGAUUGCUGGAGGAAUGAACUACCUGCAUGAUGAAGCAAUUGUUCCUAUUAUCCAUCGGGAUUUGAAAUCCAGCAAUAUAUUAAUACUUGAGAAGGUGGAAAAUGGGGACCUGAACAACAAGAACUUGAAGAUUACUGAUUUUGGCUUGGCCAGAGAAUGGUAUAAGACAACCAAAAUGAGUGCAGCUGGGACAUACGCUUGGAUGGCUCCGGAAGUCAUACGUUCAUCCAUGUUCUCUAAAGGAAGCGAUGUAUGGAGCUAUGGUGUGUUGCUCUGGGAACUGCUGACUGGAGAAGUACCAUUUCGAGGAAUUGAUGGCCUAGCAGUGGCAUAUGGGGUUGCCAUGAAUAAACUUGCUCUCCCUAUUCCUUCAACCUGCCCAGAACCUUUUGCCCGACUGAUGGAAGAUUGUUGGAAUGCUGAUCCUCAUUCAAGGCCAUCCUUUGCCAAUAUUUUAAGUCAUCUAACCAAUAUAGAAGAGUCUGGCUUCUUUGAAAUGCCAAAGGACUCUUUCCAUUCCCUGCAAGAAGACUGGAAAGUAGAGAUCCAGGAGAUGUUUGAUCACCUCAAGGCCAAAGAAAAGGAGUUACGUACAUGGGAAGAAGAAUUAACCCGAGCAGCAGUUCAGCAGAAGAAUCAUGAAGAGUUCCUGCGGCAGCGGGAACAGGAACUGGCAGAACGAGAGAUUGACAUUUUAGAAAGGGAGCUCAACAUAAUCAUCCACCAGCUUUGCCAGGAGAAGCCUCGUGUGAAGAAACGGAUGGGCAAGUUCCGAAGAAACUGCCUCAAGUUGAAAGAUGGCAAUCGUAUCAGUCUCCCUUCUGAUUUUCAACACAAGUUCACAGUGCAAGCAUCUCCAACGACGGAUAAAAGGAAAAGUUUAAUCAGUAUCUGCUCCAGUCCUCCUGCCAGUCCUACCAUCAUUCCGAGGCUCAGAGCCAUCCAAUUAACACCCAGUGAAAGCAGCAAAACAUGGGGACGAAACUCUGUAUCCCAAAAAGGAGAAGAAGGAGAAGAAGAGAAAAAAGGUCAAAAGAAGAAAGGCCGCACAUGGGGCCCAAGUUCUCUUUGUCAUAAAGAGCUAACAACAGAUAAUGACGGCAAAACCAUCUCAUCAGUGGAAUUCAGCUUUUCUGUUGCACAAAAUCUAAUAUCUGUCCCAGAAUGUUCCAAGAAGUGGCUCAUCAAGGGAGCAUCCGAUUUCCCCUACUUAUAUUGCAGAGGAGUUCAACUUCUAAAGUCCCUUGUCGAUGGAUCGAGACAGUGGUCAUCCAGUGCACCAAACCUAGGGAAAGUCCAGAGAACAAUAAUCCCUUUUCUAGGAUUUACAAGCCUAGCAGAAAUCGAGAAUGAAGAUGGUGAUUCUUUGAAAAAUGGGGAGAGCAAGAUUCCACCUUCUCCUAGGCCUAACCCUUCGUAUCUCUGCAUCCCAUUUCAGAAGAAUGAGGACUGGGAUGGCCAGUGCAGUGAUGCCAAUGAGGAGGUCACUCCGGUGAACUCUGCCACAAGCACACCGCAGCUCACCCCCACCAAUAGCCUCAAACGUGGGGGUUCCCAGUACAAACAGUGUGAGCUUGCCUUUCUUGGCUGUGGGGCUGUCUUAGCUGCUGCUGGCCUAGGUUUCGAUCUCCUGGAAGCUGGCAAGUGCCAGCUGCUAACGCAGGAUGAGCAGGAUGCCCCCAAGGAAGAGAAGAAGAAGCGUGACAGUAUCUUCCAGCGGACAGGGCGCUCCCGUCGCAGCACCAGCCCUCCUUCAAGGAAGCUCUUUAAAAAAGAGGAGCCCACGCUGCUGCUAGGAGAGCCAUCCACUUCUCUCACCCUGCUCUCCUUGUCUUCUAUUUCCGAAUGUAACUCCACACGUUCCCUGCUGCGCUCAGAUAGUGAUGAGAUAGUGGUGUAUGAGAUGCCUGUCAGCCCUGUGACAGUGAAGGCUCCCUUGCCAGUUGUUAAUAACCCACUGGUUAAUAUCCGUGUUGAGAGAUUCAAGCGGGACCCCAACCAGUCCUUGACUCCAACCCAUGUGACUCUUUCUUCUGAAACCCGACAAAAAGGACAUAGACGCACCCCCUCUGAAGGUGCCAUAAAAGUGGCUGGUCUGCUUGCAAAUGGAUGCCCUUCCAGUAAUUCUCCAACAGGAGCACUAGGAACAGGAGUACUAAGAACGCCCAGUCCAAGUCAGGGUCCAAACGAAGUCCCUCGACUACCAGACCCCAACCUCAUCUUUCCUCCAACCCCCAGGCGCCAUAAUGCUCAGCAAGACUCCAUGCUGGAGAGACCUAAGACCUUGGAGUUCCUACCUAGGCCACGCCCUUCAGCUAACAGGCACCGGGUUGACCCCUGGUGGUUUGUAUCCCCAAGUAAUGCUAGGGGUGAUUCCUCUGCCAAUAGUUCCAGUACAGAAACACCUAGUAACCUGGAUUCCUGCUUUGUCAGCAGUAGCAGCACUGUUGAAGAGAGGCCUGCACUACUUUCUUUCCAUGUCAGACUGCCUGAAGAAGAACAGACACUCUUGGACAUAGAUGUUGAAGGGCAGAACGAGGACAGCACUGUGCCGCUAUGCAGAACUGGACUCAGAACACACAAACCUGCAGCUUAUGAACUGAAACCAGAAUUUUGGUCUUAGCAUGAAAUUCAUAAAGAGUUGGUAAACUCUGUUUGAUUUAGUUCUACUUCUUGCACUGCAAAUGCACUUUGAAGACACUUGGAAGUAGAGUGAUGCUGCUGAAGUCAUUUUGCAAUGUUGUGUCCACUACAGAUAUGAUAAUAGCAGCUUGUAGCUGAGCUACACAGAGCUGCUGAGUCUUGAAGUGAGGUUUCCUGUAGUCUUCCUUGUUUCUUCAUUACAGUGUUAAACUGCGACAUGCAGUGUGAUAUAUCUAAGCCUCCAUUCUUAAACUGCAAGUACUCAGAUACCCGAUAUUGGUAUGAAUUUUAUGAUAACCUCAACUCCAAUAUUUUAAAUCUAGUAAUAGACAGUAAUGUUGUUUACAGGCUGUUAGGCUACAGGAAUAUGUGUUAACAUUUAGAUGUUUUUCUACCAGCACUCAUGCUAGAUUUCAAUUUUUUUCUCUUGAUUUUCUAGAACUAAUAUUUUAUCUUUUGGGAUAUGCAAAUACCAGUAGUUCCACCUUUCCAAACUGAGUGCUGGGGAAUAAAAAUGGAGUGGAUGUCUUGAUAAAUACUUGAUAAAUACUGUACUUGGCCAAUACCACCUAUAUAAUGUAUCACAACACAUUUAUUGUAUUUUACUGAAAAGGCAAAGGGCUUUGAGUUGUUAUUUUUAAAAAGAAUCCUGAAAUCAUGUCUCAGGUAAAUAGAUGUCAAAAUGCAGUGAUACAAAUUAACCAGUGGGAUAAUGGAGGAAAGAAAACUUUGACACUGAAGGGAGGAGGGGAAUGAUGUGAAACUUUAGCACAAACUAUCAUGACUUGAUACACAAGGUUUUUGUCCAACCAGGAACUUGUGAAAUACAGUCAAUCAUGUGUUGUGAAUUGUUGUACCCUUUGCCAAAUUUCAGCAGUAUAUUGCAUGAAAACAGUGAUUUUUAUAUGCCCCCGUUUCAUUGAAUGUUAUAUUAAUAAUUACAUUGGGUAUCUUGCGUUUGAAAUGACUUCUCCCUAAUAAUGAACUAAUAUGUCUAGUGAAUCUGGGGAUACUGAAUGCAUUAAGGCAUGUCAUUUGAUUUCCUACUCAAGGAUCUGUCAUCUUCACAUCUUUUCUUUCUGGUCUGAACUUUUGCCCUUCUCAAAUCGUAGAGAAAGGGGAUUCUCCCUGAAUUCUUAGCAGGACUAAAAAACAUGAAUAAGUCCAAAAAUUUAGUUAAAAAUUACUGAAAAAUCUACUGCUCAAUGUAAAUACUGUAGAGCGGCAAAAGCUGGGAGCUUACUUUGUUUCCAGAGAAUGUAAUAGAAACACCAAUCCCCUGUACUCUUUCACAACACCUCUUCUGACUUUUUGAACACCUGAGUGGGAAAAUGGCUGUGGCAACAAUAGCACUUUAGUGCUUUUCUCGAAGGAUCACCAAGAGAGUAGAGGGUGCUGGUAUUUAUUUUAUGUACUCUUGGGAUGGACAAAGCUCUCACCUUUCACCACGCUUUAGAAAAUGGGCACUCCCUUUUUUCAUAAUAUUGUACCUUAUGUUUGAUCAAAAAAGGAACCAUUUCCAUCUCUGAAUAGUGUGUCCAAAAGGCCUUUCUGAUUGCCGGGGGGGGGGGGGGGGGGAAUUGAUAGCGACCAGGGGGUGGCUGGAUCUCUCAAGCAGUGGUAGCACUAUCCCCUUGCCCUUGACUUAUACAUAUACAGUAGAGUCUCACUUAUCCAAGCUAAACGGGCCAGCAGAAGCUUGGAUAAGCGAAUAACUUGGAUAAUAAGGAGCGAUUAAGGAAAAGCCUAUUAAACAUCAAAUUAGGUUAUUAUACAAAUUAAGCACCAAAACUUCAUGUUAUACAACAAAUUUGGCAGAAAAAGUAGUUCAGUACGCAGUAAUGUUAUGUUGUAAUUACUGUAUUUACGAAUUUAGCACCAAAAUAUCAUGAUAUAUUGAAAACAUUGACUACAAAAAUGGCUUGGAUUAUCCAGAAGCUUGGAUAAGCGAGGCUUGGAUAAGUGAGACUCUACUGUAGUUAAUUUGGGCAAGAGUAUGGUAGAUAGGUCCAGAAAGCAGAAUGCACUUCAGUGCUUUCAGUGUUGCCAAGUCUCUAGACAAGAUAAAAAAGAUAUCCUGUGAUCACACACUGAUCUUGGAAAUGUUUUCUGGACAGAUGAUGAUGAACACUUACACUCUAGUCUCUUUGCUUCAUUCAGAACUCAAGAGAGCUUCAAGGCAGGCAAUUCCAAGACUAUGCAUCUUGUCAAAGAUGCCUCUCAUCAUUGGCUGAGUGAAGGGUGUGAACAGAUUUCUGUUACUCUUGAGGAAAUGUAGGGGUCCCUCCUGUCACUAUAGGCAUGCCUCAGUUAACAAAGUGGAUAUGUUCCUGGGCAUUGCUUCUUUAACAUAAAUUUUGAUACCAAAAGUAGAAACAUCUUAAUAAAAUAGGUGCCUAUUAGGCAUGUGCAAAAAAUUCAGAAGUGUCAGAAAUCGUAAGAAAAGUUUUGUAAGUUGGAAGCCAUAGCUGAAGCAUUUGCGUGACCCACACCAAAUAGUUUAGUAAAGAAUACACAGUUAAACAGGAAAUAACAAUUUCAAAGUAGGAGCAGAUUUUUUUAUUAUAAAAAAAAUGCUGUUUAUAAAAACUUUGAAAAUUAACCAAAAAUCCGUGAAUAAGUGAAAUUUUCUGAAAUUUGGUGGGCUAACAGUGGUAAAUGUAUUCUACCACUAUAGCAAGCUUCAUCCCGAUCGCUUUAAAAAUAAGGGAGAUAGGAGCCCCUGAUUUCUCCCCAAUUAUAGUAAUUUAAUUAUGCGCAACUCCUGUAAUGAAAUAGUAACAAAAUUUCAUUAGUCUCAUUAUAAUAAUGCAAUUUUCACUAGGUUUAAUUUUGAAACACUUUAGAAACGAAGCACCAACACCCCCCAGUAUUCUAAUGUCUUUUGAACCCCUUUUUUUGAACCUCACAUCUAUAGUACAUAUACCACAAAAACGAAUAGCAGGUCAAUGUGCUUUAGCAACUUUUCAACUCAAACUUACAAUAUACAAAUGUGAAAUUAAUCAGCGAUGUCAGGUAAAACUAGCAUAAGUAAAAAAAAAAACCAUAUUGAAUUGUUGAGAGACCACUUGAAAGCUUCUUCCCAAGUGCAUCCAGCAAUUAUUUGUUUUUAUUUCUUUCUUUUUUUGUCCCCCAAUUUCCUUUUUCUUUUUUCUUUUUGUUCUCAGACUAAUUGGAAAUUUUUAAUAACAUUAGCAUUGGAAGGGCAAUAGAGGUCUGGGAGAAACACAGUUUCAGUUGGUAACAGUGUGACUGUAGUAAACAGUGUGAAUUCUUUGUAUCAAUCUACCAUAGACAAGCUAAUACCAGCUGCCUCCAGAAUCCCUUUCAAGGCAUGUUGAACAUCAAAGCUGAGAAAUCUGCCUCACCAUUUUCCCAUCAUUUUAAAGAAGCCUAGAUCUAUCAGUUUGGCCACCAAAAUACAAAUCAUAAGGUUUUGUAAAAAGGAGCUUCUUUGUCAGAACUUUGUUAACUGAAGUAUGCCUGGGUCUAGCCUUUUUAUUCUAAUGUUAAAACUUAUGAUUUUAAAGUUAUCAUAAAAUAAAGAACUGUGGAGUAGUACCUCAGUUCUGGAAAAUGUGAUGUUAAAGUUUGUUGUUGUUUUUUUGCUCACAAUUUUGACAUCUCUCUUCCUGUAUUAUAUUUAUUUCUCUUGACCCCUUUGCUGUGUUUCAAUGAGAAUGUCUACAGUUCAUGACUCUGAGCCAUAAUUGGUUUUGAGUAAAUCUGUGGCACUAUUGUGUUUAGAAGUGAAACUAAAAUUUGAAGUAGUAUCAGUUCAGGUUUAAUGUUGGUUCAGCCAUCUUGCUGUAUGAUAUUGGGCAAAUUGUUUUGCCAUAUGUGCCUCUCUUGUUUCAUCUGUAUUAACAGCUACCUCAUGCAGCAGGAGUGGAGAUUUACUGAGCAAGUUGCAAUUAUUAUUCUGUCUUCAAAAGAAGCGUGAUUAUACUUCCUUGUGUUUAAAAAUCUUUAAAUAUGUUUUUUUAUGUUCAUGCGGAGAAACCACUUCUUUGUAGCAUUUUUUAGACUAAUCCUAUGCUACUUUGAGAUUAUUUUAUUUUCUCUAGGCCCAGCCAGACAAGCAAAUCUAAAGAGUUAUUUCUUUGAAUAUGUAUAGAUUCUGAGUGUCUUUCUCCCUCUUAAGGUCAAGUCCUGCUGUUUAGCAUGCUUCACAUUUAACUUCUGUAUUAUUGAACUAACAAGCAUGUACAAGGCUCAAUGAAAGUAACCUUUUCACUCCUCCCUGGGCUCCCUGUGAAAAGAAACACAUGUCAACUUGAGAAUUCAUGUGUUUGCAAGACUUGCAAUGCAGGUAUUUGUAAAUGUUAUUUGCUAAAAUUCACACAGUUGAAAAAACAUGCACAAACAGGCUUUACUCAAUAUACAGAACAUUGUCUCAUGCUAGGAAGAAGGCAAGAUGUAAAUUUAAAAAACCCAAACUUAAAUAAAAUUUGUAAAGAAGAUGUGUAUAAUAGGAAAAUAUCAGUGCAGAUUUCAAAGUGAGAAUUAAAACCAAUGUUACAUAAUCUGAUAUGAAAGAAAGUUAAGAAAAUUCAGAAAAAUGGGGUGAAAGUGACCGAGAGAUUUCCACAUCCCUCAUCUAGGUCAGCUAUUUCAAGAUUCCUAUUGAGUGAUUGAAGCUAACAGCUUCCUCUCGUGUAGCUGGCCCUCACCUGAUCUAUUUUGUAAGUAGAAAUAAUAGUGGUCUUGGCACUAACUAUAAAGGUGCUAUAGUACAGUGUGAAUUUUAGGAGGAUGCUGAAUGUUUAGGAGCAAACUCUAAUUUUAACCAGUGCAUGGCCAUGAUUAUGGUUCCAAUCCCAGAAAGGACUCCAUGUCCCAGAUGGUGAGACUAAUACGUUUCUGAGAAUCAACAUCCUUUUUAUAUCACUUGGAGAGAAGAGCAGAAAUUUAUUUUGCCACAUGAGAGUUUGCAUUUUACAUGAAACAUAAAACCCUAAAGCAUUCUCUAAUUGUCUUUUUCAAGACAAUGGAAACUAAUGGAAUAUUCUAUUCCUGGUGAAUUGAGAAGAAUGACUAUCUUCUCUAUUUAAAUAUUAAUCAUUUUAAAUUAGUAUCUGUUCAAAAUUGUAUCCCAUAAUGUUUGAGGUAUCCUUCGGUUUAAAUGUAUGCAUGAUGUAUAGAAACACAUAGGAUGAAGGUUGUGGAUGUUUGUUCCCAAAUACUCUGAUUCCUCUCAUUCUGUCCUUUUUAUGAUUUCUCAGCUGGUGUCAACCUCCUUUUGCUUUAUGUAAUCUUCUGAUGUAGAACCUUGAUCUAGUUGACUUCUGUAAUUUAGUUUGUGUGCAUUUUUGUUUUUGUUUUUCUUUCAGUACAGAUAGGAUGUUGUCUUAUAGCUGCUCUAUGCUUGUGACCAAUAUUCUCUGAGUUGGUUGUCUUCACAGUCACACAACCACCCUUUUAUCCUGCUUCAGGUGUUUUCUAAAAAUCCCUCCUCAAACCAUGCUAAAGAGUAGAAGUCUAUUUCAAUGGAAGGAGCAGGAGUGCCAAGCUGCCAGCUCAGAAAUGUGUGUCCCUCCAGAUGUUGAACUGCAACUCCCAGUAUUCUUAACCGUCAUAGCCUGUAGUGAUAAAUUCCAGAAGUUGUCACUCAACAGUAUUUAUAAGAAUGCAGAAUUAUCACCCCUGUGCUAACCAAAGAUUUGGAAAGUUCAGAAGAUUGCUAGGGAUAGCCACAGCACCAUAGGUGUGACUCUGUAGUGAUGACAGGUGAAUAAUCUGCUUUUCUAUUACCUUCCUUUGUAAGGGAGUAGUAAUGCACAUCUACUGUAAGUAGUUACAACUAGGUUUUGAGACUUAUUAAAUCACCUUCCUUGAAUCUAGGGUUGCCAACUCUUGUGGUAGUAGGAGGAGGACCAAUCUCUGCUACUUGCAUAACUGGAUCCCCUGGAACCACCACCAUCACCUCCUCUUCCUCCUCUUUGUUGGAUCUGUUUUCUGUUGGUGAAAGAUUGUAUUCAUGUGGAAUAAUUCCACACAAGUGAUGUAUCUCACAGGUUAGCCCAUAUGGUCUUGCAUGCUCAGGUGUAGAAUGUUUUUAUUUUUGAUAGUUGUUUGCAUAGGUGCAGCAUAACGAUUUUUUGUGAAGCACCUUAGAGAGAGAAUUUGAUUCUUAAUAUUGGCUGAAACCACCUGAGGCUUUUUACAAAAUUACUGUUUUCACACAUACAAAAAUAUUGGUAGGGGGCUGUAGCACUGAAAAGAUCAUUUAUGAUCCCAAAUCUACAUUACAGUUCUUGUCUGUGAGGUACUGUGUUCUUUGUUCUGUGACAGUAGGUAAGUGGAUAUUGAAAUCUGCCUUUCAGCUUCUGCUCAGCAGCAAGUCAACAGUGGUGGGCUAAAAGAUGGAUUUUUUUUCUGAAAAAGCUUUAUUUAAUGAUAUCUUGUUGCCUCUUUAAGCCAUUUGAGGCUUAAAAUAAUUUAAAUUUAUAUCAGUGGCUGGUUUGUUUCACUGGUUUGUUUCACAUCUGUUCAUUAAUAGUAUGUUGUGUGUAUAUCUUUGAUACAUUUUUAAUUUAUGCUAGAGAACAAUAUUUAAAUGCACAGAGGUAAUUGAGAUUGAUAGAAGAUCCUUUUGCUUUCUCUAGGCUUUUUUUGUGGAUGUACUGGAGAAAAAAAAUGUAAACCAAGGAUGCCAAGCAGGCUUGGUUCAACAGCUAAAAUUAUUAUUGUAUUACAGUGUAAUGAUAUUCUAGGCCUUGUCUCAACACUAGAGCACACAAACUUGAAUAAAACUGUUAUAAAGAA